AUGUUCAACUUCGUCCUUGCAAGCGCGAAUUCCCUGUCAUGCUGCGGGAUGUGUCUCGCACGACUAAUUUCUUCGCCUGCCUAUGACUCUGUUGCGGAUGGCGUUGUUGCGGGGCGCAUCAUCUUGGACCGCAGAGCCCUGAAGCAGGCUUUGCGAACCUCUGGAUACCCAACGCGGCGGGCAUUCAUCGAGAAGCUCGACAUCUGUGGUUCAACCUAA
This is a messenger RNA of Colletotrichum tamarilloi, 219 nucleotides long. RefSeq lists its product as uncharacterized. The transcript has a single exon. Bases 1 to 219 code for a protein of 72 amino acids. The record is from RefSeq and is a predicted model, not a curated record. NCBI's taxonomy places the organism in Eukaryota, Fungi, Ascomycota, Sordariomycetes, Glomerellales, Glomerellaceae.